GGGGAAUUGUGAGCCGACGCGCAGGCGCAGUGGCCCGGCGAGGCACAGUGUGUUUUCAAAAUGGCGGCAGCGAUGGAUGUGGAUACCCCCAGCGGCACCAACAGCGGCGCGGGCAAGAAGCGCUUUGAAGUGAAAAAGUGGAAUGCGGUAGCCCUCUGGGCCUGGGAUAUUGUAGUUGAUAACUGUGCCAUCUGCAGGAACCACAUUAUGGAUCUUUGCAUUGAAUGUCAGGCCAACCAGGCAUCUGCUACUUCUGAAGAAUGUACUGUUGCGUGGGGAGUCUGUAAUCAUGCUUUUCAUUUCCACUGCAUCUCUCGAUGGCUCAAAACGAGGCAGGUGUGUCCAUUGGACAACAGAGAGUGGGAAUUCCAAAAGUAUGGGCACUAGAAAAGACACUCCCUAAAACUUACCCGUGUGUUACUCGUGUAGCGACUCACCUUCCUGUUAAUUAUAAAUUAGAUAGAACUAUGGUUUUUUCUUUCUUUUGUUUUCGGUGUUUGCUGUUCCCAUAGCCAUGUUGUAUUUUGUGUCAAAUAAAGUCGUUAAGUUCAAGAA
This is a messenger RNA of Microtus ochrogaster (prairie vole), 555 nucleotides long. It is a transcript of the gene Rbx1, whose product is annotated as ring-box 1. The record is from RefSeq and is a predicted model, not a curated record. Gene Ontology annotation, molecular function: zinc ion binding. Lineage: Eukaryota; Metazoa; Chordata; Mammalia; Rodentia; Cricetidae.